AUGUUCGAAAUGCCGAUACUCGAUGAGCGCAUUGACACAGUAAACGAGCCUAUCAACUACCUCACAUGGGAGCAUCACCCCAAUACUCUACACGUUUUCGAGUACCCAUGCUUGUUCUCCGCACAGCAUCUCGUAGCCUACUUCCGCACCAUCAACUUCACCGAAAUGAUGAAGCAGUACGACCAUACUAUGCGCACCCACCAAAUGCAGAAGUCGCUGCAGAUGUUCCUCAAAGAGCCUUAUUGGUGGAUUAUUAAGAGGAAAAUGAAGACUACCCUGAGUGAAUAUCUAGUGUUGGAUGUCAGUCGCGAAGAGCCUUUGAAGGACACGCUCGAUCAGCUGUGGGGACUAGACAAGAGGAUGUUGCUGAAACCGCUCAAGGUCAAGAUGGGCCACAACGAAGGAGAAGUUGGUGCGGAUCAUGGCGGCGUGACGUAUGAGUUCUUCCGGGUAGUCCUGAGUGAAGCUUUCAGGCCUGAGAAUGGUAUGUUCACGAUCGACCCACAGACGCGGAUGACAUGGUUCCAACCAGGCAGCUUCGAACCCCCCUGGAAGUUCCAGAUGCUCGGUAUACUAUUCAGUCUUGCUGUCUACAACGGCAUCACCCUACCCAUCACCUUUCCCCUCGCCUUCUACGAGUACCUCCAAACCACCGGCAACCCGCGCGUCGAAAGCCCAGCCGACUACGACCCCAUCGACUACAUCAGCGACGGCUGGCCCAGCCUAGCAGAAAGUUUCCGCACCCUCCUAUCCUGGAGCGACGGCGACGUCGCAGACGUCUUCAUGCGCGAGUACGUAUUCAGCUACGAAGCCUUCGGCCAGCCGAUCGACCAAAACCUAGGCGACAACUUCCCUGCGCUCGCUACAUCAAACGCGCCGAUCGAAGAGCCCGGUCUAGUCACCAACGAAAACCGUCUACAGUAUGUGAAGGACUAUGUCCGCGCCCUGACAUACAGUUCCGUCGCCCCAGGCCUCAUCCCCUUCCUGCACGGCUUCCUCACCUGCAUCCACCCAAAAAGCCUCCAACUCUUCACACCACACUCCCUCCGCCACCUCAUCGAAGGCACACAGCACAUCUCCAUCCCCGACUUGAAACGCUGCGCGAAAUACGAAGACGGCUACACUCCCACACACUCCAACAUCCGCGCUUUCUGGGACGUAGUCGAGCAUUACAGCCAAGAAGAAUUACGUCUCCUCCUUGAGUUUGUGACGGCGUCUGAUCGCGUGCCUGUUACGGGCUACGAGAGUAUUACGUUCCACAUUGUUAAGAUCAUGGGAAGCCCGGGGAGCUUGCCGAGUAGUAGCACGUGUUUUGGGAAACUGUAUCUGCCGGAUUAUGGGGAUAGGCGGGUUUUGGAGGGGAAGUUGGGGCUGGCGAUAAGGAACUCGAAGGGUUUUGGGAAUGUGUAG
Messenger RNA from Alternaria ventricosa, 1410 nucleotides. RefSeq lists its product as uncharacterized. Gene Ontology annotation, biological process: protein polyubiquitination. The transcript is spliced from 2 exons. Gene Ontology annotation, molecular function: ubiquitin protein ligase activity. The coding region runs from base 1 to 1410 and encodes 469 amino acids. Lineage: Eukaryota; Fungi; Ascomycota; Dothideomycetes; Pleosporales; Pleosporaceae. The record is from RefSeq and is a predicted model, not a curated record.